Molecule: messenger RNA, 2387 nt
Organism: Budorcas taxicolor (takin)
Lineage: Eukaryota; Metazoa; Chordata; Mammalia; Artiodactyla; Bovidae
Gene: PAPOLB
Product: poly(A) polymerase beta
Exons: 1
Coding region: 180-2099 (639 amino acids)
Cellular component (GO): nucleus
Molecular function (GO): RNA binding; poly(A) RNA polymerase activity
Source: RefSeq, a predicted model, not a curated record
CCAUGUUGGGGCCGAGGGGACCGCGGAGAGGUGCUUGAAGCGGCGGGAGCGGAGCGGGAGCGGGUCGGACCUGGGCUGGUAGGAGCCCCGCCCCUCCCGCCUCAGCGGAUCAUGACCCGGGCGGCGGCCACGGAGGUCGCGGUGGCGGGGGACGCGGCGUGGCGGGGCCAGCGCUAGAGAUGAUGCCGUUUCCGGUGACCACCCUGGGACCACAGCGGACCCCGCCGCCGCCCAAGCACUACGGCAUCUCUUCCCCCAUCAGUUUAGCACCCCCCAGGGAGACUGACUGCAUACUUACCCAGAAAUUAAUUGAAACUCUGAAGCCCUUCGGGGUUUUUGAAGAGGAAGAGGAACUGCAGCGCAGGAUUUUAAUUUUGGAGAAAUUAAAUAAUCUGGUAAAGGAAUGGAUACGAGAAAUCAGUGAAAGCAAGAGUCUUCCACAAGCUGUAAUUGAAAAUGUUGGAGGGAAAAUCUUUACAUUUGGCUCUUACAGGUUAGGGGUGCAUACGAAAGGUGCAGAUAUCGAUGCGUUGUGCGUGGCACCGAGACACGUUGAUCGAAGCGACUUCUUCACCUCCUUCUAUGAUAAAUUGAAACUACAUGAAGAAGUAAAGGAUUUAAGGGCUGUUGAGGAGGCAUUUGUACCAGUUAUCAAACUGUGUUUCGAUGGGAUAGAGAUUGAUAUUUUGUUUGCAAGAUUAGCACUGCAGACUAUUCCUGAAGAUUUGGACCUAAGAGAUGACAGUCUGCUUAAAAACUUAGAUAUAAGAUGCAUAAGAAGCCUUAAUGGUUGCCGGGUAACUGAUGAGAUUUUACAUCUAGUACCAAACAUUGACAACUUCAGAUUAACUCUGAGAGCCAUCAAGCUGUGGGCCAAAUGCCACAAUAUUUAUUCCAAUAUACUAGGUUUCCUUGGUGGUGUUUCCUGGGCGAUGCUAGUAGCAAGAACUUGCCAGCUUUAUCCAAAUGCCAUAGCAUCCACUCUUGUCCGUAAAUUUUUCUUGGUGUUUUCUGAGUGGGAAUGGCCGAAUCCAGUGCUACUGAAAGAGCCCGAAGAACGGAAUCUGAAUUUGCCUGUCUGGGACCCAAGAGUAAAUCCCAGUGAUAGGUACCAUCUCAUGCCCAUAAUCACACCAGCAUACCCACAGCAGAACUCCACGUACAACGUGUCUGUUUCAACACGGAUGGUCAUGAUUGAAGAGUUUAAGCAAGGGCUUGCUAUCACACAUGAGAUUUUGCUGAGUAAGGCAGAGUGGUCCAAACUUUUUGAAGCACCCAGCUUCUUCCAGAAGUACAAACAUUACAUUGUGCUUCUGGCAAGUGCGCCAACAGAGAAACAACAUCUAGAGUGGGUGGGUUUGGUGGAAUCAAAAAUCCGAAUCCUGGUUGGAAGCUUGGAGAAGAAUGAAUUUAUUACACUGGCUCACGUGAAUCCUCAGUCAUUUCCAGCACCCAAGGAGAGUCCUGACAAGGAAGAAUUUCGUACAAUGUGGGUGAUUGGGUUAGUGUUAAAAAAGCCAGAGAACUCUGAAGUUCUCAGUAUCGACCUCACCUACGAUAUCCAGUCUUUCACAGACACUGUGUAUAGGCAAGCGAUAAAUAGUAAAAUGUUUGAGGUGGACAUGAAAAUUGCUGCGAUGCAUUUGAAGAGAAAGGAGCUGCAUCAACUACUGCCUAAUCAUGUGCUGCAGAAAAAGAAAACGCUUUCGACAGAAGGUGUCCGAUUGACAGCCCUGGAUGCCGGCAGCCGUGACUUGUCCGUCGGCAGUGAGAGCAGCACGCCUGUGUCGUCACUUCCUGCCGCUUCGCAGACUGGCCCAGUGACUGGCGGCGCUCCAGGCGGGAACAGCCCUGCCCCGGCGGCGUCUGUGAGCGGCGUACAGUUUCCUGAGGUUUCCUCGCAGCAGGCAAAUCCCAGCGACAGCCCCGGGGGCGUGGCCAGCGAAAGCAUCCCUCAGACGGCUCUGCAGCCCGCUGUUCCUCCAGCACCGAAGCCCAUGGUCACCAGAGUCGUUUCCUCAGCACGGCUGGUCAGCCAUCCGCCCAGGCCUUCAGGGAGCGCAGCAACAAGCAUAGCUAAUCCUAUCGUAGGAGUCUAGAGGACAUCGUCGCGUCACCAAGAAGAAAGGACCAAGGCAGCCAGAACGGAAGAGGAGUGUUCUCAGAGAGAGACCAGUGUCGCUCGAGUGAAGACUCUUCAGACAGCCGCUUCUGGUGGCCUCACGGGAACAUCCACUGCAGGCCUUCCCAGUACCCCUGCUCUCCCUGCAGACCCUAUUCCUGUUAUCAAGGAUUCAAUAAACAGAUUGAACUGAGAAAAACACCUCGAGGGUCCAUAAACAGUGUCUGCCAACUCAGCCUGCUGUCUUCACAUGCUAAUGGAGGAG